AAUCUCUGAUACUACAGAUUAGUACCACUAAAAGCUGCAGACUAUGACAGGACUUGGUUCUUCAUGUGGAGCAUGCAAGUUUCUGAGGAGAAAAUGCACAAGUGAAUGUGUGUUUGCUCCUUACUUCUGCUAUGACCAAGCUGCAACCCAUUUUGCAGCUGUGCACAAAGUGUUUGGUGCAAGUAAUGUCUCCAAGCUUCUGCUGCACUUGCCAGUACAACAUCGAAGCGAUGCUGCUCUCACCAUGUCUUAUGAAGCACUAGCUCGGAUGCGUGAUCCGAUAUAUGGAUGUGUUUCACAAAUCUUUGCACUCCAACAGCAGGUUGCGUACUUACAGGAGGAGAUCGAAACUCUUCUACAGAACCAAAUGGUUAGCUUGGUAUCUGCAAAUUCAAGUGCUUGUGGAAGUUCUGAAGGAAAUAGUAACUCCAACACAUUCAGGGGGUUACAAGUAUUUCCAGCACAACAAUAUGACAUUGCUGUUGACAGACAAAAGUUUCAGAACCAACCAGAACCACCAAUACUACUGCCGCAAGUAGGAGUAGCAAGUACCAACCAAGGCUUUAGUAGUCAUGAUCAUCAGAUGGAUAUUCAGAUGCCUACUUUAUACGAAUGGGAAGAAGUCAAGACAUUCGGUGACCGCUCCACGCAAGACUCAUUAGAAAAGUUUCUUGAGGAUAUAGACCAAGAGAACUUGGGACAUAAUCCCUGGUUGAAUGACCCUUCCAUCGCCUGGAACUGGAAAAGAGAGUAA
Messenger RNA from Fragaria vesca subsp. vesca, 754 nucleotides. Its product is annotated as LOB domain-containing protein 29-like. Gene Ontology annotation, cellular component: nucleus. Lineage: Eukaryota; Viridiplantae; Streptophyta; Magnoliopsida; Rosales; Rosaceae. The record is from RefSeq and is a predicted model, not a curated record. Gene Ontology annotation, biological process: hormone-mediated signaling pathway; positive regulation of DNA-templated transcription. The transcript is spliced from 2 exons. Bases 44 to 754 code for a protein of 236 amino acids.